Hevea brasiliensis (rubber tree) is the source of this 585-nucleotide messenger RNA. Its product is annotated as non-specific lipid-transfer protein 2. Gene Ontology annotation, biological process: lipid transport. NCBI's taxonomy places the organism in Eukaryota, Viridiplantae, Streptophyta, Magnoliopsida, Malpighiales, Euphorbiaceae. Bases 79 to 372 code for a protein of 97 amino acids. The transcript has a single exon. The record is from RefSeq and is a predicted model, not a curated record.
CUCUUGGCCUAACACACCAUUUUCUUCUCACACACUUGCACUUUCUCACUCAGUGAAUUGAAUUCAUCAUUCGCGAAGAUGAAGAAGGUUUCUGGCUCAGCCCUAUGGGUGGUGGUUUUGGUGAUGGCGCUGAUGCUUGUAACUGAGGUGCGCUUGUCAAAUGCAGUGACAUGCAACGUUGCGCAGCUGAGCUCAUGCCUGCCGGCGAUCUCGUCGUCGACUGCUCCGUCAAGCGCUUGCUGCAGCAAAUUGCGAGAGCAGAAGCCGUGCCUUUGUGGGUACCUGAAGAACCCAAACCUGAAGCAGUACGUAAACUCACCUGGUGCCAAAAAGGUUGCUAAUGCCUGUGGGGUUACCCUCCCUAGCUGUUAGGAAACUAAUUAAAAUGAAGCUCCCCUUCCAAAAAAUAGCUACACUUCUAUAUCAGUCGCUGUAGCAGAGUGAUAUAUUAUGUAUUUGUAUGAAAAUGAAGAGUAGGAGUUUGAUAAUGUUGUACGGAAUAAGAUGUGGAAGGGAAGUUACACAAUAGGUGUGUAAUCGGCUGGCUAAUAUGAAUUAAUUUCAGUAAUAUUGUGUUUAAUAGUA